This is a messenger RNA of Cryptomeria japonica (Japanese cedar), 726 nucleotides long. RefSeq lists its product as uncharacterized. The coding region runs from base 1 to 726 and encodes 241 amino acids. The record is from RefSeq and is a predicted model, not a curated record. The transcript has a single exon. NCBI's taxonomy places the organism in Eukaryota, Viridiplantae, Streptophyta, Pinopsida, Cupressales, Cupressaceae.
AUGUUCAUAGCUUGUAAUGUUGCACGAGAAAGUGAGAAAGUUAUAUGGUUUUUAGACUCGAGUUGUAGCAAUCACAUGACUGGAAAUUUGGAAAUGUUUUCUAGUUUGGAUGAGAGUGUAAAAUCAGAUGCAACAUUGGGAAAUGACAACAAAGAUUCAGUUAUGGGUAAAAGUAGUGUCAACAUUCUAACCAAAAUGGGGGAGAAAAAGUAUAUUUCAGAUGUCUAUUUUGUUCCUGGACUGAAACAUAACUUAAUGAGUAUAGGGCAGCUCAUUCAAAAAGGGUAUAGAAUCUAUUUCAAGAACAAAGAAUGCACAAUUUUAGACAAAUUUCCAAGUAAUCAGCUCAUAGCAAAAGUCCAAAUGACAAGCAAUAGAAUUCUUCCCCUAAGGAUAAAACCAGAUUUAAAAGUAGAGUUUUCUCAAGAAAAUAACACAAUGAAUCCACGAGUGCAUGAAGGAAAAGUUGCAGCAGUCCCCCAAGUAGUUUAUCAAGUUGAAAUUAAAGAUGAAAAUUGGUUAUGGCACCUAAGAUUUGGGCAUCUAAACUUUGGAAACUUAAACUUAUUGCACAAGAAGAAAAUGGUGAUGGGGUUGCCGCUAAUAGAAAAAUCGGAUAGAAUAUGUGAAGGAUGUAUUUUGGGUAAACAACAUAGAGAAUCAUUUCCAGCUGGAAAGUCAAUUCGUGCAAACAAACCAUUAGAGAUAAAAAGGAAAGAUUGUUGA